Molecule: messenger RNA, 2914 nt
Organism: Cannabis sativa
Lineage: Eukaryota; Viridiplantae; Streptophyta; Magnoliopsida; Rosales; Cannabaceae
Product: zinc finger CCCH domain-containing protein 17
Exons: 5
Coding region: 380-2590 (736 amino acids)
Molecular function (GO): metal ion binding
Source: RefSeq, a predicted model, not a curated record
UCUCUCUGCGUGAGGCUACGCGCUUACUCUUAAGAGGUACGGACGCCAAACCCUUCUUCUUCCCCUAUUCUUCGUCGAUUUCGAUUUAGGAUUUAGGGUUUGCUUUCUUUUUCUCGUAACAUAUACAACUGUAUAUUAAUGGAUUGGAUUUCGAUCUGCUGGUUCCCGAGAAAUUUUAUGGAAAAAAAAUUAAAUGACAAUGAUUCGAUAAGCGGCUGCUAUACUUAAAUUCUCUCUCCCCUAGGGUUUAUUUUUCCACUCAGGCAUACUGUUGCAAGCUUUGAGAUUGGAUUUGCAUCCAUUUUUUCUUCCUUCAAAAGAUUCAUUAAUUCAAGGGGAAGCCUCAACCACUCCUCAAGAUUUUACUAGACGAACCGCCAUGGUAGCGGGCACGCAGCAACAGUCGCAACAACUGCUGCAAACUCAGCCACCACAACAACAGCAACUGCCUAUUUCUGCUGAGGAGGAGGCAUUGAAGAGAAAUACUGACUGUGUGUACUUUCUUGCUUCUCCUCUCACAUGUAAAAAGGGAAGUGAAUGUGAAUAUCGCCAUAGUGAAUAUGCUCGGAUCAAUCCCAGGGAUUGUUGGUAUUGGUUGAAUGGUAACUGCUUGAAUCCAAAGUGCUCGUUCCGACAUCCACCUCUUGAUGGUCUAUUGGGGACCCAAGCAGCACCGUCGGUACCUUCAGUUGGAUCUGGGCCCCCCUCAUCACAGGCUGCAGCGGCAUCAGCUGCUGCUGGUACUCAAAACUCUAGUAAGCAGCCUGUCUCCUGCAUAUUUUUCCAAAAGGGUUAUUGCAACAAAGGAGAUAAAUGUGUCUUUUUGCAUGGACCAAAUAGUACACACAGUAUGAAAGUCCCACAGCCUUCAGCUCCUACAUUUGUUUCUGAGCCAUCAAUUGUUAAGAAAGCUUUUGGUGGCCUUCAGAAGUGCACUCAAGAGCAAAGGAUUCCUCAGGCAAAUAGCUCGAAGUUAGUUGUACCACCUACAAAGGCUAACAAUACUCUAAAGGUUGAAAAUGCUCCUUCUAGAAACGGAGUUAGUUUUGAGAGGGUUGCCCCAUCAGUCAAGGCAUUUGAUGAUAAGUCUCUUAGAUUCAAGACAGUGAAUACUCCUGUUAUUAAUGGAAAUUUGACUAGUAGGUCCAGUCGUUCACAUAUAGUUAAUGUAUCAGAUGAUAAUAGCUUUCAGAAUGGUAAGGAUGCGGACGAGUACUUGAGGGAAUCAUCUCCUGGUUUUGAUGUUCUUGUUGAUGAUGAGCUUAGAGAUCCUGAAUAUUUUCACGGCGAAGAUCAAUUCGGGCAAGGUCAUGAUGGAAGGAACGUGAACUUGGUGGAUGAAUAUGAUAUGGAAAAGUCUGCUGAUUAUGGUGCAGCUGCUGAAAUUGAUCGAGAGAGGCUUCGUGAUUCUCGUGGGUACGACUCUUAUGAUCACAUGCAAGGGCAGUAUGCUUGGGACCAACACAGGGUGUCAUCUGAGAGAUUGUUAGUUGGACCAGCACAGUUUGAUAGAAGGGGUUAUCGUAAGUCUCAUAGUCCAGAUAACAUUAAUGAGUCAGAUCUAAGACAUCGGUUAUCCAAGCACAGGAGAGUUGAUGGUUUGAGAUCUGUCAUUAGUCAUGAUCAUGCUGUCAACAAUCAUGUUGAUGACCGAAAUUAUAGAGGUUCUUCAAGAAGAGAUUCACACCAAAAAUCUCAACAUGAGGGUGCUCUUGGGGGUCGCCUUCGAGGUAGAAUAAAGCUUCCUGGAGGAUCUUCUACCAAUAGUGGUGAUUUGCCCUUUGACAGAGAAUUUGAUAGGAGUAGGAGUCGGGGGAGAUUGUCUCCCAGCAGGCCUCAAAUCUCUACCAACCAUGGAAGGUUUAGGGACAGAUUAAAAGGAAUAGCUCAGGAUGAUUACAGUAAUCAAGAUAGAAAUUUCAGGGGUUUGCGGCCAAGGAGAGAUGACAUGGAUGAUGAAAGUAUAGAUUUUAGUGGUCCAAAGCGUUUGUCAGAAUUAAAGGUAGGGCGGGUUACAGAAACUAAGGAGCAAUCACACCUUGGAAAGCGUAAGAAUACAAGGAUGGAGGCUUCUCAGCAUUCUGAAGAUCUCUCAUUUGAAGGACCAAAACCUCUUAGUGAGAUUCUGAAGAGAAAGAGAGGAGGGGCUGACUCAGCAGCCUUUAGAAGUGGAAAUUCUGUCACUGAAGAAGAUAAUCAGAGAGAAAACAGGAAAAGCAAUCAAGGUGACUUCAAGGGGACUAGGUCUGCUGUUUCUAAACAAGGAAAUAGUGUGCUAAGCAAUGAAGGAGAAUCCAAGUCUACAACUGCUGAGGUAGUUGGAAUAGAAGAUAAGGGCUCUAAUGUUUUGUCUUCCGAAACCCCUAAUGCCAACGAUGAAGUAGAAGAUGGGAUGAUCUAUGAUGAAACAAUAGACCAGGAGUUUGAAGCUGAAGACCAUGGAGAAUAUGAUUAUGAACAAGGUGAGGAGGGGGAGUUUGAUGGUGAGAACGUGGAAGGUGAAGAGGAAUACUAUGAAGAGGGUGAGGGUGAGGGUGAGGGUGAAGGCGAUGAUGACUUUGCUAAGAAGAUUGGUGUGGUAUUCUCAUGAACAAUGAAGAUAUUCAUUGACAAAAGAGACCAACCACUUCCUACCAAAUACCAAUUCCUCUGGACACAGUGUGUGAACAUUCAAUUCAGUUAAUUAGUGGGUCGUUGUUAAUUUUUCUUUGUAGAAGUAGAUCAAGGUGAUUUUGUUCCUUGUCUUUAGUAUAAAACAUUUUGAUUGUAUUUAAAUCUUAAUUGAAUGGGAUAUUUCUUAAUUCUCGAGGAAUUUUGCUGUGCCCUCCUGUAAAAGUUGCAUGACAAGUGUACGGUUGUAAUAGUAGAAAGAUAAUAAGAAGAUAGCUAUUUACUGUGGUUCUUUUAACGUUUA